UAUGACCACAUUAAAACUGGACUUCGGCUAGUUAGUUGAGGGUAGUCGGUCGUACAGGAUAUACGCAUCGCAGACUCUACAGAGAUUUUUUUCAGAGAAUUACACAGAGAAUACAAACAUGGCCGCCGCACCGAACUUUGACGCGAUCGAGAUGCAGCCGGGUCAGAAGGCGGAAUGGAUUACCAAACCAGACCCAAGCGAGGUCGUGGGAUGCCCUCCCGGUCUCGAGUACCUUACCCAAGUCGAUCAGAUACUCGUUCACCAAAUCGUCGAGAUCUUCGAAGCCAUAACAAACAUUGAGAUGAAGAACAAGUAUGCAAUCAAGAACUCUUUGGGUCAACAAAUGUUUUAUGCUUUCGAAGAAUCAAGCUUCUGUCAUCGUUUCUGGUGCAAGCAGGGUAGGGGACUCGAUAUCCAUGUCGUUGAUAAUGAACAAAAGGAGGUGAUGAAGAUUGUUCGACCCUUCCAGUGCUGUGCUGGAUGCUGCUGGUGCGCCGACACUGACUGUUGUUCUUUCGUCAUUCAAGUAGAAGCACCGCCCGGUAACAUCAUCGGCUAUGGGAAGCAGACAAAGAGUUGGUGGUACCCUCAUCUGGACGUCCUCGAUGCCGAUAAGAACUCGAUAAUGAAGAUCAGAGGACCUUGUUGCUUCUGCCAGACAGUAUGCUGCAGGUGUGAUAUCGACUUUAAAGUGAUGUCGAAUGACUUGAAAGAUGAAUUAGGUGUGAUUCAGAAACAAUGGUCUGGUUGUAUAAAGGAAUGCUUCACCCGCGCUGAUCACUUUGGUAUGACUUUUCCUAAAGACCUUGAUGUAAAAGCAAAGGCCACUCUCAUUGGUGUUUUGUUCCUGAUUGAAUUCAUGCAUUUCGAGCAACAAAACAACAGCGGCUAAUUUGAUUGGGAAUAUUUCAGAGAAAGUCUGCUUCCAGCUAGCAUAGAACUCUACACUAAUUAUGGAAGACUGCGGGAAUGACAAAUGGAAGUGAUUGGCGUAAAUACAGCAGGCACAAGGGGGGCAAAUACCCCCCUCCCCAUCGAAUAGUGAAGAAAAAGAAGGGGAAAAGACAAUAAAGAGAGAAGGGAGACAGGGCGAGAAAUAAGAGUACUUAUAAAUGCCCUAACUCUGCAUGACUAAUGUACGUGCUCACGGCACAAAAAGAAAUUUAGGAACAUGAAAAUACACGCUGAAGUGAGACAAAUUAAAAAAUACAAGUAGAUCUAUACUGGGAAUCAACUUCAAUUUCAAAAAGAUGAGUUUUGGGGACAUUUUAAAAACGAUGAACACUUGAAAUAAUAGUUAAUAGUUAUUUACAGAAUAGGUCCCAAUAUACAAGGUAUAAUAAUUUUGAUUCAUCUCUUUCCAAGGUUGAAUGCGGAAUUCCGCAGGGAUCCAUACUCGGUCCCUUGUUAUUUUUGCUGUACAUUAAUGAUUUGUGUAAUGUUACUUCAUUUUUUCAUUUCGUUUAUUUGCUGAUGAUACCAAUAUCAUUUCCUCACAUAAAGACUUUAAUACGCUCCUACAUAAGACUAGCGAAGAGUUAGGCAAAAUAGUUGACUGGUUUGAUUCCAAUAAGUUAGUAAUUAAUCAUGACAAAACAUGUAUUUUGUAUUUCUCUAAACCUAAUAUUAAGUUUCCUCCUCAUACAAUCAAAGUGAAAAUUAAUGAUAUAUACUUGAAUGUUUCUGACUCCGUGAAAUUUCUUGGAGUUUUAUUGGACAAUCAACUUACUUUUCAAAACCAUCGUAUGUACAUUCUAAAAAAGAUCUCUAAAAAUGUCGGAAUUAUCUGUAAAUUGCGUUC
Messenger RNA from Strongylocentrotus purpuratus (purple sea urchin), 1801 nucleotides. Its product is annotated as phospholipid scramblase 1. The record is from RefSeq and is a predicted model, not a curated record. Gene Ontology annotation, cellular component: plasma membrane. Bases 119 to 892 code for a protein of 257 amino acids. NCBI's taxonomy places the organism in Eukaryota, Metazoa, Echinodermata, Echinoidea, Camarodonta, Strongylocentrotidae. Gene Ontology annotation, molecular function: phospholipid scramblase activity. Gene Ontology annotation, biological process: plasma membrane phospholipid scrambling. The transcript is spliced from 10 exons.